AUGCAUAUUUCAGAGAUAGAAAUGGAGGGAUUCAAGUGCUACGAGGAUAAGGUUGUUGUAGGGGGAUUGGACAGGGCAUUUAAUGCCAUAACAGGAAUGAAUGGAGCAGGAAAGAGCAAUGUCAUAGAUGCAAUUUUAUUCUGUUUGGAUUUGAAGAAUAGCAGGAGCAUGAGAGUAGGGGGAAUGAGGGAGUUGAUAAACAUUCACAGGAAGCAGGCGAGGGUGAGUCUCAGUCUCAGAGACGUACCAAGUUACGGGGAUGUGGUGGUAGAGAGGACAAUAAUAUGCACAAAUAAGGAGGUGAAGACAGUAUUCAGGUUGAAUGGGACGACUUGUUUGAGGAAUACGAUACGUAACAUAGUGAGGAUGUUGAACAUAAGUAGCGACUUUGUUAUUCAACAGGGGCAUAUUACGAGGAUGGUGAAUAUGACAGGUAAGGAAGUGAGGAACAUGAUUGAAGAAGUGGCUGGGACAAGGCAUUAUAAUUCGAAGCAGGUGGAAUCAUUGGAGCAGUUGGAAAAGAAGGAAUUUAAGUUGAAAAUAGCACAGAAGAACCUGGAGAGCAAGGUGGCACCGUAUUUCAGUCAAAUGGAGGAAGAGAAGAAGGUAUAUGAGAGAAACAGGGAGAUACAGGAGCAUAUGAAGGAGUGGAAGGAGGAGUUGGAAGAAUUGGAGAGAAUGGAAAGGAAGAUACAACAGGAGGAAAAGAUGAAAAAGAUUGGGAAACAGGUGCAUGAAUACAAGGAAAAGCAAGCAAAAUACGAAGAGAUUAUGAGAGUGGAAGAAAUGGAUGUGAAGGGCAUUUUGAAGAGAAUUGGAGAGAUUGAGAGUGUGUUGAAUGGAUUGGAAUUGAUACAGGAGGAAGAAAGGGAAUUUGUAGUGGAGGAUACAGAUGAAAUGAGAAACAGGUUGGAGAGACUAAAAGAACAGGAAUUGAUUCUACAAGCGCAAUUGGCGGGUGCAGGAGGUGACAAGAGACUGGAAAUAGAGAAAUUAACUAUGGAAACUGAAAGACUACGGCAACAGGUUGAUAAUAUCCAGGUUAAUUUUGGGGUGAAAUCAAUAGAAGUAACAAGCUUAAAAGGCAUAAAAGAUAAGUUAAUUUGUUUGUUGGAGAACAAAACAAAUUCAAUGAACAAACUAAGUUAUGACUACAGCAACAGAAGAAUAUUAGGUACAGUAGCAGAAUUAUUUAAGAUCAAAGACAGUGUCUUUGCUGAUGCCAUUUGGACUGUUUUGGGUGGUAGAGCUGACUUCUUAGUUGUAGAGGAUGAUGAAGUGGCAGCUACGUUGUUGAAAAACAUAAAGCAUAAAGUAAGCAUAAUUCCACUAAACAAACUGGUAGCAUCUAAGAGAAACAAAGCAAUAGGAAAUAACUGCAGAAACAUGUUAGAUUGUAUUGAAUAUGAUACAAAAUACAACAAGGUAUUUGAAGGAUUCCUUGCUGAUUAUUUUGUAUUCUGGGACAAAAAGGAAGCGUAUGAUGCUUGUCAUAAGUACAGAAUCAAGUGUGUUACAGCAGAUGGCACUAUUUAUGACCCAUUUGGAUCACUAACAGGUGGAAAGAGCAAUUUGAAACCAAGAAAGAAUUUUAGGCAAGAGAUUAUGGAAGUUGAACAGAAAAUUGAUGAGAUUAAUACAAUAGUGAAGAAAGAGGCUGCUAAAUUGCAGUAUAGAGGUGAAAGUAACCUAAAAACAAAAGAUAUUGAAAUAUUCUUAACAGAUCACAAUCAGUUUUUUACCAUGAGAAAUCAAAUGGAUGCGAAAACAGAUAAACUCAACCUACUUGUCAACCUGAUGAAGAAUAGCACCAACAUACAGCAUGAAUACAACAAAAUCAGCAAAAUGAUCACAGAAUUGGAGAUAGGGUUGAAGGAGACUCUGAUCAGAAAUCAAACAAUUGAAGCAGAAAGAAGAAGAUACAAAUUGAAACAGAUGCAAAUCAAUGAAAACAAGACAAAAUCCAUUACACUCAAAUCAGAACUAAUCAAUUUGAAACAAAUGGAUCUCAAUGUGCCUGAAAUCAAUGUCGCUGAAAAGAAUGAGUUGUUCAGAGAAGUCACCAAAUUGAAGCACCGAAUCAUCUCAGAAAGCAAAUCACUCUUUCCUGAUUCUGAUAUUGAUCAAAUUGUUGCUGAAUUUGAUCAAAUCAGGUGUCAUCCCAAUGAAAACACCCCAAACAGUCAAAUUGGCACCAAAGAGCGCACUGAUAGAAUCAAUCAGCUCCGCAAAUUGAUCAAAACCCAAAUUCAGCCCAUUUCGAUGAAUCCGGUGAAUUUCAACUUUCUUGAACAAAAUGCCCUGCUUGAACAGGAGCUCCGUAACAAAAUCAGGCAACUUGAAACAGACAAAGAGCUCAUCGUCAAAAACAUCACCAAAUUGAACAAAAAGAGUCUCAGGGAGGUUGAUCUGGCAUUGCAGCACUUCAAUAGCAGUCUCUGUAGACUUGUCCAAUACUUCUUGCCUGAUUUCACUGCCUCCAUCGACAAGGAGUCCUAUCGAAUUGUGAUAUCGAAAUCAGUUGAUCAAAAUGCAAAGUGCUCUCUGCUUGAGCUGAGUGGUGGCCAGAGAUCCAUCGUGGCCAUGUGCCUGAUGUUCUCAGCCCUCACCUACAAACUAGCGCCUUUCUACAUCUUUGAUGAAAUCGAUGCUGCCCUGGAUUUGAGUUUCACUCAGCACAUUGGCCACGUCAUCAGAAACGAGUUCAAAAAUGCCCAGUUCUUCGUUGUCUCCCUCAAGAACUCGAUGUACGACAGUGCCAGUGCCAUCUACCAGGUCUACAUUGAGGACAAAAAGAGCAAAAUAAGGCGAGUUAAGUAA
This is a messenger RNA of Enterospora canceri, 2820 nucleotides long. The record is from the annotation of a GenBank genome assembly. Lineage: Eukaryota; Fungi; Microsporidia; Enterocytozoonidae.